Thlaspi arvense is the source of this 1963-nucleotide messenger RNA. The record is from the annotation of a GenBank genome assembly. NCBI's taxonomy places the organism in Eukaryota, Viridiplantae, Streptophyta, Magnoliopsida, Brassicales, Brassicaceae.
AAUCGUUUCACCGAGACGAGUCAAUGAGUCAUUCGUCAAACACAUUUCCACCGUCAUCUCUGUCUCCUUCAGAUCUAAUCCUACGCCGGAGUUCAUCAUGCCGCCGGAAAAUUUCUUCUCGGUUUACUACAGCACAGUCUUUGUCUUCCUUCUUCUCUCUCCGGCAUUGGCCUCCGAGUCAGAUCACAAGUAUCAAGUUGGUGAGCAGGUUACUCUGUGGACAAGAACAGUUGGUCCAUAUAAUAAUCCAAAAGAAACAUAUAACUAUUAUAGUCUUCCUUUUUGCAAUCGAGCUGAAAACUACAUUGAAACGAAUGCAAUUGGCGAGGUUCUUGGUGGAGUUGAGAUCAUGCACAGCCUGAUAGGGAUAGCGUUCUUGAAAAAUGUUGACAAAAGCUUGAUAUGUCAAUUAAAACUUGAUGAAGAUAAGGUCAAGCAAUUCAAAGAUGCAAUCGAAAAUAGAUACUGGUUUGAAUUAUAUAUAGAUGAUCUGCCUAUGUGGGGCUUUAUAGUCUCAAUGAUAAUAGUGAAGACUCUCAGAAAUGACAAUAGGAAGUAUGCUCAUCAAGAAGAAGACGGUGUCAUGGAGAGGUUGGUGGUGAUGUCUCCACAUCAACCUCACGGACCACCACGUGUUCUGGUUCUUAUCUCGGCUGCUGUUGGUACAGGUGCACAGUUGGUUUUCCUUCUUCUUCUUGUUAUGUUAGUAACAAUCGUUGGGACACUUUAUCUUGGGUAUGUAUUACACUUUUCUUACGAUGAGCUUCUCAUGGAAUAAGAGUUCGGGUUUUGUCUGAGAAUGUCAUUCUUGCAGUGUGAACCUCUUGUUCUGGUUUAACCUAAAAGUUAAAUGUAUCGAUAUAAGAUGACGUGUGAGAAAAGAAACAAGUAAUACAAGAUUUGGGGAUUUUAUACUCAACGAACAAAAACAAGAUCUGGAGAGAUGGAUGAAGUGUGGUUCCAUUUAGGAUUCUUUCAAUGAAAACAAAAGGAACCAUUUCACAUAAAUAGAUGAAUUUAUGCUACGAAUUAUAAAAUAUCUAGUUUCUUUUGAAAUUAAAAUAUAUAAAUAACCUAUGCAUGUGGCCAUGUGUAUGUGUUGUGUGAUCUUUUCGUCAAAGCGUUGACAUUUUGAGUUGUUUCGUUAAAGUUCUAAAGAAAGACAGAGAGAAACACAGUCUCCGACAUGCCGUCUUCCUCCACCGUCAAACUACUCCUCUCGAUUUACUCCUCCGCCGUCUACGUCUGCCUUCUCCUCUCUCCAGCUUUGGCCUUCGAGUUAGAUCACAAGUAUCGUGCUGAUGAGCAAGUUACCAUAUGGGCGAACAAAAUUGGACCAUGUUAUGAUGGGUUCCAUAGUAACCCACAAGAAAGAUAUGACUAUUAUAGCCUUCCGUUUUGCCGACCAUCUAAGAACAGUAGUGUUCACAAAUGGGGUGGUCUUGGUUGGAUUUUUGGUGAAAAUGAGCUUGUCAACAGCCAGAUCAACAUCAAGUUCUUGAGAAAUGUUCAUAGAAGCGUGAUCUGUCGACUGAAACUCGAUAAAGCUAAAGUCAAGCAUUUCAAAAACGCCAUAGAAAAUGAGUUCUGGUUUGAGUUCUUCAUGGAUGAUCUUCCAUUGUGGGGCGUUGUGGGAGACGUGCCUAGUGAGUACACCGGCAAUAAGCAUAUCCUUUACACCCAUAAGAAAAUAGUUGUCGAAUACAACAAUGACCAGAUUAUUCAUGUGAAGCUCUUUCUAUCAUUGCCAAGGCCAUUAGAAGUAGGGAGGACGGUGGCCUUUACGUAUUCUGUCAGAUGGAUCCCAACCAAUGUCACAUUCGAUCAUCGUUUUGAUGUAUAUUCUAUAUAUCUAACUGGAAAAUUGAUAAAUAGUAGAAAUUAAAAAGAAACAAAUGAAGAUGAACAAACUAAUAAGAAUGAAUAGGAAUGAAAUCUUCCAAAAAUUUGUAUCUAAAGAUGC